UCUUUCUUUUAUCCUUGCUUCUGAACAGUGUUAUGAGUGCGUCUUUUAGUUGUCUGAAAUUGAAAGGGCUGGCUCAUCCAACGAGGAGUAUUGAGGUUCUUCCCUUUACGGAGAACUUCAAUCCUUCUGCAAUACUCAUCCUCUUCUGUCAUUCCACGUUCCAUCACUUCCCUAUUACAAAAAAACAUAUCAGACUUGAGUGCGACAUCUGAUUCAGGACUCAUUCUAUCACUCAUCCUUUUCAUCAUCUACUUUAAAACUCUUCUCACUUGUUAGCUCACAUCUCCAUCGCCACGCCCUUUCCCUUUCUGCCUUAAUUUGCCACAUCUUUUCCCUUUUUUCCUCUAUCUUUUUCCCCAGCAUUACCUAAACUCCUGGAUAUAUAUACAUAAUUUCACUUUCAAGUCAAAAUCAUUCCUUUUGAAAUUUGAAAUGGGUUGGACUCAGAAUUUCAUAUGUCGUCAAACACUUCACAGUCUUACAAUUCCACUUCUCCUUCUUAUGCUUUGCUUAUCCCAGCUAACAUUCAAGGCUGAAGGUAGAAAUUUGCUUGAUACUCAGGGGCAUGACCAGACAGAGAGCGAAAAGAAAGCAAUUUUGAGAUCACAAAUUGGGUCGAGGCCACCUAGGUGUGACAAAAGAUGUGGUUCUUGCGGACACUGUGAAGCUAUCCAGGUUCCAACAAACCCCCAAAUUACAAAUGGAAAUAAGAACCACACCAUUAUCAACAACAACAACAACAACGCCUCCAGCAACAUUGCCUAUGCCAGGGACGAUGACAACUCAAACUACAAGCCUCUGAGCUGGAAAUGCAAAUGCGGGAAUCUUAUCUUCAACCCUUAAACACAAGUCUAAGUACAGUCCUCUUGUACAUGAAUCUUUACUACUUUCUUGGCUGUUUUAUGUCCAGCUUUAACCCAAAUAAUCUUUUAAUUUUUGGCGCAAGUUCAAUUUUGUCCUUAUUUUAUUACUACCUUAAAUGCGUAAACGGAAAUGUCUUAUGUUUUUCACGUGUCCAAGUGAAAUACUAACAAUCACGAUCAAGGUCUUCUUGCCCAACUUCAUUUUUUUUCCUUCAAGUUUUGUGGUGAUCUCUUGUCUAGACUUUUAUGUUUUUGUGUAAUAAUGCUAAAAUUGGAGGAAUUU
Lycium barbarum (goji berry) is the source of this 1146-nucleotide messenger RNA. RefSeq names its product EPIDERMAL PATTERNING FACTOR-like protein 2. The record is from RefSeq and is a predicted model, not a curated record. The coding region runs from base 433 to 843 and encodes 136 amino acids. Gene Ontology annotation, biological process: guard cell differentiation; stomatal complex development. NCBI's taxonomy places the organism in Eukaryota, Viridiplantae, Streptophyta, Magnoliopsida, Solanales, Solanaceae. The transcript has 3 exons.